AUGAAUGCUGCGAGAAAUCCAGCACUCCGCACCCUAGUACCCCUGUGGAAUGAACUAUUUGUUAGCGAUCUGGAGCGUGAACAUAUCCUCAAUGCGUUGAGAACACACAGUUACGCUUUACCGACCUAUAUUGAGGGACUUGAAACUCUUGUUAAGCUCAAGCACGAGUACAUAUCCGUCUCCAACAAGCAUAGGCUACUCUAUGAGUAUCUCUCCACCACUUCUUGUAGCCCCCAGAGCUCAUCUAACACUCUCUUAGCUAUUGCGCAAUUUCGCUACUACACUCUAGCCACUAUCUCCCUUACCGCGGCAGCACGCUCGAUAAUAGGCCUCCCCGUGACUCUACCCUCCUUUAAAAUCCUACCAAUGGACGCUGGCAACUGGCUGACCCUGAUUAGAUCCAUGUAUGUGUUCACUCUAGACAGAACAGCGUCCUGUUUGAGUAUGAUAGAAGUUCCAGAACAGAAAACGGCAGAAGUAGCAGAGAACGCCUUCUCGAAUGCCAAAAAUCGGCUCCUGAACUGGAUUGUUGAUCUAUUGGAUCCACAGAAUCGGUCCGAAGGGAGCACUAAAUUGCGCCGUCAGAUGGAGGCCUUCUUUCCGGAUGGAUCGUUCCUGCCUAAGAUGCUAUUUGACCCAGAUGUGUCAUUCCUUGGCCCGUCGCUUUUCAUCGACAUCAAUUUCCGCAUGCUGUUGGGGAUAUCCUUCGACGAUAAGCCACAUCCUGACGAUGCCAUUGUAAAGCUGAGGCGCUACAUAAAUGGGCAGCGCCUGAACGACGCUUAUUACUGCGGAAUCUCCGCUAAAAUCAUGACUCCUGAAGAGGCGUUCAACUAUGCUAUUGGAGAAGAACAGCGGGUACAAGCAGCACACGCAAUGAUAGAGCAAGCAGCUCUCUACAAGCAAUCCCCCGUAUUAUUGCCAAUUCAGCGUGACUCCAAGAGACGAGAAACAUACAGUAUAUCGACCAACAAAACGGUCAAAUAG
Molecule: messenger RNA, 987 nt
Organism: Giardia duodenalis
Lineage: Eukaryota; Fornicata; Diplomonadida; Hexamitidae
Exons: 1
Coding region: 1-987 (328 amino acids)
Source: RefSeq, a predicted model, not a curated record